Molecule: messenger RNA, 2204 nt
Organism: Ziziphus jujuba (common jujube)
Lineage: Eukaryota; Viridiplantae; Streptophyta; Magnoliopsida; Rosales; Rhamnaceae
Product: AT-hook motif nuclear-localized protein 5
Exons: 5
Coding region: 870-1901 (343 amino acids)
Molecular function (GO): minor groove of adenine-thymine-rich DNA binding
Source: RefSeq, a predicted model, not a curated record
AGAGAAAAAAAAAAGGUCUUUAACUUGAUACUAGUAGCUCACAGUUCACACACUCUCUUUCUCCUUUAAUUCAAAAGCUCUUAUUUUUCAAUUCAUUUUUCCUCCCAACUCCUGCUCACCCCCCACCUCUUCCUUUCUUUUGUCUUUUCCUUCAAACCUUUUCUUUUUCAUUUUUUUUUCCCUUUCUUUUCCACCACCCCUCUGCAUUUUAUUUUUCCCUGUCAAAACCCUAGAUUUCAAAUCUAGGGUUUUGUUUUUCUUCUUGUGUUCAAGUAUGGUUCGAGUUGAGAUGCCAAGUUGUCGUUCCUGCUUUUCUUUGGCUUCUGUAAGCUUCUGAUUUUUUCUGCAUUUCUUAGGAGUAUUCUCUCUGUCUAUUUCUCUCUCUAGAGUUCGCGGUUUAUGGAGAGAACCUGUUGUUCAAAGCUUUAGCUUUGUGUGUGCUUUGUUUUUGUGGGUAAAGAUCAAGAAUUUUUGUAUUGAGUUAUUUGAUUUUUUUUUUUCUCCACUUGAAAGAAAAACCCUUCUAAAACCCUUGUCUUUGAAUCCCUGAUUUUUUGUUUUUGAAAUUUAGGGUAAAAAGGGUUCCUUUCUUUUCUUCUAUGAAGCUAAAAUUUUGGGGUUAGAUUUACAAAGUCUGUUGCUUUUGCAAGCUUUUUCUACAUUUGAAGAACAAGCCCUGUAAAAACCCUUAUCUAAAAUCUCUGUUUUGCUGUGGGACUCUUGGUGGUAGAUGCACUAUCUUGGGUAUAGUUGAAGAUUUAAAAAUUGUUGAAGGUGUUUCUACACAAACAGUCAGGCAAUUAGCUAGCCCAAAAAAAUAAAAAAAUAAAAAAAUAGAAUUUUUCUGUGACUAAUAGCUUAUUAAAUGCAUGGAUGGGAGAGAAGCCAUGGCAUUGUCAGGGUCAGCUUCAUAUUACAUUCAUAGGGGUGGAGUUGGUGGGUCUGGCUCUGGAUCACAAUCUGGUGGACUGCAUGCACCACCUGGGUUCAGACCAUUGUCAAACACUGGUAUUCCAUCUCAAUCCAAUGUUCGAGGUGGUUCUUUGGGAUCAACAUUCUCAGUAGAACCUCCUCGUGCCAGUUUUCCUCAUGGCAUUAGAAUGGGUUCAUCUCCUGGGAUGGCCUCCGGUGAGCCUGUCAAGAAGAAAAGGGGGAGGCCUAGAAAAUAUGGUCCUGAUGGGCCUGUUUCUUUGAGAUUGUCACCCAUGUCUGCUCCUCCUAACCUCACACAGGGUUCAACCACAUCUUCUCAGAAACGGAGUAGGGGGCGGCCACCUGGGACCGGGAGGAAACAACAAUUAGCUAUGCUUGGUGAUUGGAUGAAUAGCUCAGCUGGAAUAGCAUUUGCACCCCAUGUAAUUACUGUCGGAGUUGGAGAGGACAUUGUGGCGAAACUAUUGUCUUUUGCGCAACAAAGGCCAAGGGCUCUUUGCAUCUUGUCAGGCAAUGGUACUGUGUCAUCAGUUAGUCUACGGCAGCCUGCAUCUACCAGUGUCAGUGUCACAUACGAGGGCCGAUUCCAGAUACUAUGCUUGUCAGGUUCAUACUUGGUUUCUGAGGAUGGUGGUCCUCGCAGUCGAACAGGGGGUGUGAGUGUUUCUCUUUCUAGUCCGGAUGGUCAUGUUGUUGGUGGUGGUGUGGCAAUGCUUACUGCAGCUAGCCCAGUCCAGGUAGUGGUUUGCAGUUUUGUAUAUGGUAAUUCCAAGCCCAAGAUCAAGCAAAUUACUGGCCACAAAAGCAAUGAGAGUUCUGAGACUCAUCAUCGUAGUGAUAAAUUAACUUCACCCUCUAGUGCUCCACCAACUCAGAAUUAUACUCCCUCUGGUUCUGGAAUUUGGCCUGGUUCGAGGGCAGUCGAUCUAAGAAAUCCCCAUACCGGUAUUGACUUAACGCGAGGAUGAAAGAUAUAUAUGCUGCAACAGACACAUGGCAACUUUGUAUAUAUGUGUUGUUGUUGUAAAUGAACCGAAAAUCUGUGAGAAUUGUAACUUUUAUGCUCAUGUUCUCCCUGCUGGUGCUUAUCGGGUCUGUGCUAACAUAUCCUGUAACAAAAGCCAUCAUUUUGAUUUUCUUGAGUAACAAUAACUUUUUUUUCUUUUUUUUUUUCCCUGCUUAUUUGAAGGUCUAGAUACACUUAUUUGUAGCCUGAGAUACAAUCAUCUUGAGUCAACUUUCUUUGGAUAUUGAUUGCUAUAUUUUGUUAA